Molecule: messenger RNA, 3521 nt
Organism: Medicago truncatula (barrel medic)
Lineage: Eukaryota; Viridiplantae; Streptophyta; Magnoliopsida; Fabales; Fabaceae
Exons: 20
Coding region: 1093-3396 (767 amino acids)
Molecular function (GO): protein binding
Source: RefSeq, a predicted model, not a curated record
AACGCAUAGACAUGUUAUAACACUUUUUAGCACUUUUUAGAAAGCGCUAAGAAAAACAUGUUAAAAACUGGGUUAGAUGGUACUUUUCUACAAACCCUAUUAUUUGGUACUCAUUAAUAGCGCUUUUCAGGAAACGCUAUUGUUGGAGGGAGGGUAUAAAUAGUGUUUUUACACAAACACUAUUGUUCUGGCUUUAUGAAAGGAAAAAAAAAGGUGGAUUAUUUUCAUUUUCGUGCACAAAGGGCUUAUCCCAGCCCCACAUAGAACGUAGUGUUUAUCAUUGUCAAAAAAGAAAAGAAAAAGAAAAAAGAAGAUAGUGCUUUACACCAUCAUGCAAACGCUUUUCUUCAUCUUCUUCUCCUUCAUCAACCUCUCAAUCGCGUCAUCUUCUUCUCAAUCGCGUCUUAUGUUUUAAGGAAACGCUAUUGUUGGAGGGAGGGUAUAAAUAGUGUUUUUACACAAACGCUAUUGUUCUGGCUUUAUGAAAGGAAAAAAAAAGGUGGAUUAUUUUCAUUUUCGUGCACAAAGGGCUUAUCCCAGCCCCACAUAGAACGUAGUGUUUAUCAUUGUCAAAAAAGAAAAGAAAAAGAAAAAAGAAGAUAGUGCUUUACACCAUCAUGCAAACACUUUUCUUCAUCUUCUUCUCCUUCAUCAACCUCUCAAUCGCGUCAUCUUCUUCUCAAUCGCGUCUUAUGUUUCAAGAUCUGCUUGAUCGCAAUCACUCUUACAUCUUCAUCGGAAUCGCUCUUCAUCACAAUCGCUGAUUCGAUGAGGCGCUUAACUGUUGCGCAGCUGACUGAUUGCAACAAAUGCGAAUUACCCCAAGGACGGCUUUGUGGAGAUUGCCUCUACACAAGUUGAAGACGACAUAGCUGUAAGGAAGACCUGCAUCCUCAUUUUCUACACCAACAACAAACACUCUACUGUAUGAUGAAAGUAAAUAAAGGACAAAAAGACAAGAGAAUUUGAGAAAAGAAUAAAAAAAGAAACAAGGGACAACAUGCUGAUAUUGAGACUCAUGUUAAAGUGAACAAUAAUGAGAUUAAUAAGUCUAGAGAUGAUGUUUACAUCAGUUCCCAACUCAAACAGCCUAUGCUACCUUCUAGAGGAGAACCACCGUUAGUAAAUGUUCUAGAAAAUAUAGAGUCCAAUGCUGAAUUGUAUCAAAAGUUCAAAGCUUGGUUGGAAAAAUUUUCAAAGCAGGGGCAAAUUUCAAUUAAAGGUCAAAAGAAGCAAAAACCAUCGACAACUAGAAUUUCGAUCCAAGAGGUAGAAUCUACUCAAAUAGAACAUAAAAAGCAGGAUCACAUGAAACAGUCACAUGUUCAACAAGCCAAACUAGUGGACGGCUCUAUCAUGAAUGGAUUAAGCAACAAAGUUUAUGCUCGAAUCAAAAAGGACCUUGUUAAUCACGGACCACCCAAGAAGCAAAAGAAUACUCUGAAGCGUAAGUGGAACAAAGUUUCUGCUCAACACAAAACGGACCUUGUUAAUCACAAACCAGCCAAGAAGCAAAAGAUUACUCCAAAGUUGGACGACCCUUUGAUGAAUGGAUUAAGCAACAAAGUUUAUGCUCAAAUCAAAAAGGAACUUGUUGAUCAGGGACCAUCCAAGAAGCAAAAGAAUACUCCAAAGUUGGACGACUCUAUGAUGAAUGGAUUAAGCAACAAAGUUUGUGCUCAAAUCAAAAAGGAACUUGUUGAUCAUGGACCAUCCAAGAAGCAAAAGAAUACUCCAAAGUUGGACCAAUCUAUGUUCAAUGGAUUAAGCAACAACUUUUCUGCUCAAGUCCAAAAGGACCUUGGUGAUGAUGGACCGUCGAAAAAGCAAAAGAGUACUCCAAAGAUUCCUUCAAUGUCACUUGAUGAGUACUUUAAAAGGAGUAGGGAGCAACUUGAAGCAGAGGAGUCUGAAAAUGAAGAACUUUACAGGGAACAAGAAGUUGAGGGUGAGAUAAACUAUGAAAAUGGUGAUGGUGAUAAUUCAAUGGAAGGUAACACAAAAAAAAAAAAAAAAAGAGGAAGCACAUUGUGCUUAAAAAUUCAUGCUCGGUCACUAGUUGAUAGACAAGAAAUCACCUUAAAUGAAGAAGGAGAGGCCAUUGUACCAAGUCAAAAGAUAGUUUCUAAAUUCAGCAAUUUUUUGGGAUCAGUAGCAAGGAUGUCAGAUUUAUGUCCUCUUACUUACACAAAUUGGAAGGCUAUACCAAAGAAGAAGAAGACUAUAUGGGCCUAUGUCAAUAAAAGAUACAUUGUUCUAGAAAAAGGACAGAAGGAUGUAUAUGCUAUUAUAAAUGAUGCUUGGAGGUGGUAUAAAUGGUUGAUUAAGAAAAAUCAUUUUACUAAGUAUAGAAACUUGUGUGAGCGGCUGAAAAACCGUCCAGACAGCAUACCUGAAGCACACUUUAAGAAAUUAAUGACUUAUUGGAGUUAUGAAGCUAUUCGAGAAAUCAGUCAUCAAAAUGCUAAGAAUAUAGAUAAACAAAAAUGGAGACAUCAAGCGGGUCCCAUAAGCUUUGCUGUCAUAAGGGAAAGAUUGCGUGCAACCAAGGAUGAUAGAGAGCCUCCAACUCAAGCUGAAGUUUUUAUUGAAACACGACAAAGCAAGAGAGGAAAGCAGUUGGACCAAGUUACAAGUGAUGCAAUCACAAAUCUUCAAGAUUUGAUCACAAAUUCUGAUCAUUCUUCGGUUGAAGCUUUUCAAACUGUCUUUGGAAAAGAAAAACCAGGGAGAUUGCGCUGCUAUGGAAGAGUUACAACAUCUUCUCUGUUGAAAAGAAAUAAAGUGGCAGAUAUGGAAAAAAAGCAUGCUGCUGAGGUGAAAAGUUUAACUGACAAGGUCCAAGAGAUGGAGACCAUACAUAGAAAGGAUAUGGCUGCAAUGGAAGAAAAAUUGCAAGUUCUUCUUAGAGUCAUGCUGAACCAAAGCAACACAGGCAUAGAUAUGGGGGAUUUAGGAGCUUUUUUAUCAACCCGAAAUGAUGACAAUAAUGUUCGACAUUCAUCUACAUCUAAUCAUGAGUCAGUCAUGAAGCUCACAGUGAAGACUCUGAAAGGAAGCCAUUUCGAAAUCAGAGUUCAUCCUUCUGAUUCUAUAAUGGCUGUAAAAACGACUAUUGAAGACAUUCAAGGAAAAGAUAAUUACCCAUGCAGACAACAAUUACUAAUUCACAAUGGAAAAGUUUUGAAAGAUGAAACUACUUUAGCUGAUAAUGAAGUCUCUGAAGAUGGCUUUCUUGUUGUCAUGCUCAGUAAGGUAAAUAAUAGAUCUAUGGGUGGUGAAUGUUUUGUUGAUAACUACGAAGAAGAGGAUGAAGAACACUUCUUUGAUGAAUCAGACGAAGAGGAUGAAGAAAAAUUCUUUGAUGACUUGGAUGGAGAUGAGGAUGAAGAAUAAUUUGACUCAUUAAUUCUUGUUUAUUUUCAUUAUUUGAUGUAAUAAAUUUCACAUUGAAGGCUAAAUUGUUGAUAUCCAUUACAAAAUGAUUGACUUUGAUUAGACAUUUAUUUUGAUUCAUACUA